UGAUGAGUCCACAGAUACACGGCAAUGAGCUUCUUGAAGCUUUUCUUCGCUCUAAUCAUUCUUCACGCUCAUGGCGCUCAAAUGCUCACUCGAGCUGCUGUUUUUCGUGAGUACAUUGGGGCUAACUUCAAAAAUGUCCGAUUUUCUGAUGUACCCGUAAACCCUAAUAUCGAUGUCCAUUUCAUUCUCUCUUUUGCCAUUGAUUACACCACGGGCUCCUCUCCGUCACCCACCAAUGGAAGGUUCAAUGUCUUCUGGGAUGAUGAAAAUCUUAGCCCCUCUCAGGUCCUUUCAAUCAAGCGCCAACAUUCGAAUGUUAAGGUCGCGUUAAGCCUUGGAGGGGACAGUGUGGAAGGUAGACAUGCUGUUUUCACGGCUUCUUCGAUAGAUUCGUGGGUAUCUAACGCUGUUUCUUCUCUUACUCGAGUUAUAAAACAGUAUCAUUUAGAUGGAAUCGAUAUCGACUACGAGCAUUUCGAAGGUGCUAGUCCUAACACCUUUGCACAAUGCGUUGGCCGGCUUGUGACGAUUCUAAAGAACAAUCGAGUCAUUUCAUUUGCUUCCAUUGCUCCAUAUGAUGAUGGCGAAGUUCAGAGGCACUACUUGGCUCUAUGGAGGAGUUAUGGACGUGUUUUCGACUACGUUAACUUCCAGUUUUACGCUUACGAUAAGGGCACCACUGUGGCUCAGUUUCUGAGUUACUUCAAUACACAGGCAUCUAAUUACAACGGUGGCAAGCUGUUAGUCAGCUUCAGCACUGAUACGAGUGGCGGUUUGAAGCCAUACAACGGCUUCUUUACAGCCUGUGAGAAGCUCAGAAGUCAGCGAAAACUCAAUGGCAUCUUUGUUUGGUCUGCAGACGACUCCAAAGCCGGUGGAUUCAAGUACGAGAGGCAAUCACAAGCACUGUUAGCCAAGCCUCAGUAGAAAAGGAUAUUAGAGUAAUGGGUGCUUUCGAUUAGUAUCAGUUUGCUGAUAGUUUAGUUUUAUAUGUUUCUUUGAGUCUUUCUUUCCUAUGUAAUAUUUGAGCUUUCGGUUGGAGCUUAAUAACAUUCGCUACAAAAUGAAUUUUA
This is a messenger RNA of Cynara cardunculus var. scolymus (artichoke), 1073 nucleotides long. RefSeq names its product chitinase 2-like. Gene Ontology annotation, biological process: carbohydrate metabolic process. NCBI's taxonomy places the organism in Eukaryota, Viridiplantae, Streptophyta, Magnoliopsida, Asterales, Asteraceae. Gene Ontology annotation, molecular function: hydrolase activity, hydrolyzing O-glycosyl compounds. The transcript has a single exon. The record is from RefSeq and is a predicted model, not a curated record. Bases 25 to 927 code for a protein of 300 amino acids.